CGCAUGCACAUAUUUAUUGCACCAGGACGGGACGGGUGUCUAUAAAGCACCCUCACCCUCCGUGCAAAAGCCCCAUCAUCCACACGAAUGUUGGACAGAAGAACACGGUGCCAUCCGACCGUCCAUGUUCCGCCAUGGCCGAACGUGGACGAAUCAGAAGUAUUGUUAAGCCCCUAUUCCUUACCAGUCAGCGGCAUCGCCUUAGUAGGCGGCGACGGCGAGCUAUCGCCGUACACUUUGGGGGAGCUGAAGCUAUUCAUGGAACUUCGAUACCUUCCAUCUAAUUCAGAUUCUAAAGCGGUGGAUCUCGCUAAUCCACAUUUAGACCCUUACUCGUGUGAUUCCUUUCGGAUUUACCAGUUCAAGGUAAAGCUAUGUACAAGGGGAAGGUCGCAUGAUUGGACUGAGUGCCCAUUCGCUCAUCCUGGCGAGAAAGCCCGGCGAAGGGAUCCCAGGAAAUUUCAAUACUCAGGUAUUUCUUGUCCUGACUUCCGCAUGGGAUAUUGCAAGAAGGGAGACGCCUGCGAGUAUGCACACGGGGUGUUUGAGAGUUGGCUUCAUCCUUCAAAAUAUAGAACUCAGUCGUGCAAGGACGGAAGAGCUUGCCGUCGACGUGUUUGCUUCUUUGCGCACACACCGGAGCAGCUCCGACUGCCGCCCAACCAGGAAUCGAGCUCAAAAUCUUGGAUAAAUGAGAUGGCUUCCUCGUCACAACGUGUGCGGUUGGAGAAAACAGAGGAGCCGGAGAUGAGAAGGAUAGAAAGGAAGACGGAGGUGGUUAUGAACGACGGGAGGGAAUCGCCGGAUUUUGGAUGGGUUUUGGAUCUGUUGAAGUAAGAAACUAGUGUGGAGGGAUUCUAUGCUCUGUUAAUAGAGAUAGGAGAGAAUAUUUUUUAGCAAUUUGUUUAUUUCUCACUGCGGUUGUGGUUGUUGGAGUUCGAGUUCUGUGGAUAGAAAUAGAGCUUUGAAGCUAAUUCGAGUGACUGUUCCACUCCGUUUCUUUUUCAGUUUGAUGGUUGGGAGGAAGGAAAUGGUGCUUCAUUUCUUUAUCCUUUCCAGUUUUUAUUUUGGCCCAAGGUUUGCCUAAUUUGGAUGUAUAUACGAAGCGUUUUCCCAGGUGUGUUAGAGGGUUGGUGUUU
Phalaenopsis equestris is the source of this 1139-nucleotide messenger RNA. Its product is annotated as zinc finger CCCH domain-containing protein 23-like. NCBI's taxonomy places the organism in Eukaryota, Viridiplantae, Streptophyta, Magnoliopsida, Asparagales, Orchidaceae. The transcript has a single exon. Gene Ontology annotation, molecular function: metal ion binding. Bases 88 to 837 code for a protein of 249 amino acids. The record is from RefSeq and is a predicted model, not a curated record.